AUGACUCUAUUCAAGCGGUUUAUCUCCAUUCAUGACUUCAUGCUAUUCACAUUGAUCACCUCGUCACCCCAUGCCUGUCAUGUUUUUCUGCCGGCAAUGGCGGGCGAUGACGAAGGCGGACUGAAAUUGACCUAUCGCACAAUACAAUGCGUGACUAAUGUAACAUCUCCCAUUGAAGCAAGUCCCGCCAAUUGA
Molecule: messenger RNA, 195 nt
Organism: Penicillium vulpinum
Lineage: Eukaryota; Fungi; Ascomycota; Eurotiomycetes; Eurotiales; Aspergillaceae
Exons: 2
Coding region: 1-195 (64 amino acids)
Source: RefSeq, a predicted model, not a curated record